AUGUUAUAUUUGAUCCCAGACGGCGUGAGCAUCGGGUUUUCUGACGUAUCCAGACUGAAAGAGGUCUACAGCGUCAUGAGCCACCACUAUCUCGGCCGCGUCUUCAAGUUCUACGUGUGCAAUCUGAGUUCUGGCCUGAAGACUUUGACAAGCAUGGUGACUGCCUUCCUGACCGACCGCCAGAAACAAAAGCUUUGCUUUGUGGACAACGUUGCGGAGUUGAGGCAGGACUUCGCUCUUCACCAGCUGGAGGAGGACUUGGGUGGUUCACGGCCUGUGGAGACGAAGUUCUAUCCCUUUCCACUCCCCAGUGGGCCUUUCACUGCUGGUUUCGAUGGGGGCAGUGACGGACAGUCUGUCGCAAAUGGCCACGUGCUCCUGACGGAAACAGGAUCUCGUGGCAGGCUGUGGGAUGAUUCGGUGGCCCGUGAGAACAAUCUUGCGUUGGACUACGCGAGUGGGGCAUUCGAACACUUCAAAAAGUUCGAUCUGCCCAUUCCGCCAGAGUGCGUCAAGACGAGAACGAUGCAGGCGUGGUACAACAUCAGAGUAGUCAGCGGGGUAGAGGUAGGGAAGACAUUCUUGAGCAGCUGCGGUAAUCCGCCCCAAAUGCAACUGACGAGUUAUGGCGAUGAGGACGGAAAACAAAGAUGGGUCUUAACGCAGGGAGAUGGCGGUUGGUACCAUAUCCAGCAGGCCGGCACGUUCAUGGGUGCUGCUCCGUAUCUCAGUGCCCACGAGAACGGUUCAUUGGUAGAUUUUUGGGACACGGAUGACGGGAGCGGCAGGCAGCGCUGGAUCUUGGCAAAGGGAGAUGAUGAUGGCACAUGGUACACGAUACAAGUUUCAAGCGGCAUUUCAUGCGACCGAACAUACCUGAGUGCACAUCAGGACGGCCACAAGCUUGACCUUUGGAGCUCCGACGAUGGAAGUGGAAGGCAACGAUGGGCAUUGGUGCCGCCAGGCACGGCCGAGGACAAAGAAGAAGUCAUCUCUCUCUGA
Molecule: messenger RNA, 1002 nt
Organism: Prorocentrum cordatum
Lineage: Eukaryota; Dinophyceae; Prorocentrales; Prorocentraceae
Source: the annotation of a GenBank genome assembly